AUGGUCCACACCCACACUGGCCACCAGUCCUCCUUUGCUGAGCGGUUCACCACUGUAGUCAAUGUCCUCUCCUCAACUUACAACUUAAAAACAACACAAAAGCAGAAGUGUACCUAUAGCAACUCUCUGAAUCUUCUCUCUCUGUCAGGGGUGAAGAUGUUCUCCUACAGCACCAGCGGGACCAGCCUCUUCCUCAUGCCCCAAAUCCUCCUAAAGACCGGACUCGGCAUCCAGAGCUUUGCCCUGCAGGCCGCUUUCUGUGGCAUCGGCUUCUUCACCUUCCUCCCCCCCGUCUUCCUCCACUUCAUCACCAAGGGCUACGUGGUCCGUCUCUAUCACAACCCAGACAAAGACACCUACACUGCCAUCACAUACAGUGUCUUCCUCACAGACAAAAACACGUUUCACCAGAGCCAGGUCAAGAUCCCAGAUGUCAGCAAGAUGUUCACCACCUUCUACGUCAAUAACACGGGGAUGCUGGUAAACCCAGACCUGUUCCCCAUCCCACACAACUACAAUCACCUGAUGGGCUACGAUAAACCCUUCAGCUUCGACACAGAUGACAUGGACAGACCCGAUAAGAGCUGAGAGACUGAAGGCAAACAGGUGUUAGCGUAUGAAUAACAUCCCCAACUCUGAACUGCACAAUACACACACUCAGUUUCUACCAAGGUGGAACAUCUACUGAAGA
This is a messenger RNA of Limanda limanda (common dab), 691 nucleotides long. RefSeq names its product transmembrane protein 70, mitochondrial-like. The record is from RefSeq and is a predicted model, not a curated record. Gene Ontology annotation, cellular component: mitochondrial membrane. Gene Ontology annotation, biological process: mitochondrial proton-transporting ATP synthase complex assembly. NCBI's taxonomy places the organism in Eukaryota, Metazoa, Chordata, Actinopteri, Pleuronectiformes, Pleuronectidae.